AUGAAAACAAUGGAGUUUAAAAAUUCGAUUGUAUAACAAAAUAAUAUACAUUCAAAUUAUGAGUUAUUGAAUUAAUUGGAAGCCAGGAAACUUAAAUAGAUAGUACCUUCUAAGAAGGAUUUUGAACAUAAUUUUUAAACGGAAGUUGUAAAAAAGUAAUAAGGCUAUGUGAUUACAGAAUUAAGAGCCUAAUUAGAUGCUAAAUUAUUAAAUAUUAUACAUUUGCAACUAUGCACGUUCCAUUACUUUGAAGUCCCUUUGGCAGGCCAUAAAAAGCCAUUAAUCAUUAGUAUUAAUUUGCAUUAAAAACAUAGAUUUUACAUUUACCAAUUAAGCUAAAAUGAAAUUUUAUAUUUCAAGACACACCUUAACACCAAAUAGAUUCAAUUUUGAGGAAGCAUUUCAAAGAAAAUAAGUCUUAAGAUAUACAGAGCCAGGAGAGGAUAACAUUUUUACUACUCCAUUUUUGUAUAUGGCUAUAUUUAGUUAACAAUAAUCUAUUAUUCAUGCCAAGAUUUAAUACGGAAUGAAAAUAUAGAAGUUAUAAAAGCAAGAUUAAGAAGAAAAAGAAAGGCCCAUGACUGCAUUUAUGUCAGGUAGAAUAAGUAGUGCUUUAUCUAGAAAAUAAUCAAAAGAUUUAAUACUGAUGAAUAUGAAUUUAAGACAAUAUGAACCUGAAACUCAAAAAAAGUAACUUUAAAUCAAAAGAGUUUAAUCAGCCAAAAGAUUUUAAGAAACUUUAGUUAAUAAAUAAAUUAUAGAUUAAGAUAAGCAAGAUCUAAUUAAAGAGAGAUAUGAGCAUUCUUAAAAAAAAAAGAUUAUUAAAGAUAUCUUGAAUGUUAGAGAUCAGAUAGAUUAAUCAAUUAAAGAAUAAUAAAAAAAUUGGCUAACCAAUCUCUAUUCUAUACUAAUUUGCAGACUUAUUCGAGUAAAAUAUAUAGUAAUUAUAUUAUCAUUAUUAUAGAAAAUGGCAAAUCAUAUGAUGAAUGAAGCCACAAUAAUCAGGAAAAAACAUAGAACAAGAUUAAAUUUAAAGUAAUACCUUACUAAACAUGGUGAAACAAUUUAAUAAAGGACCAAAUUUUAAACUUUACAAAGUCUUUGUGUUUUUGUUUAAGUCUAUCAAAAAACUGUAAAAACAAGAGCUGAAUUUAUUUGUUUUUCUUUUAUGAAAAGUUAUGGAUAAAUUGGAGAAAUAAUACAAAAAACUUAUAGAUUUCGAAGAUUAAUAAGAACUGUAAUUGAUUCAUACAGAAAUUAUAAAAAAAGAGUUGGAGCUUAUGUUUAAAGAAUAAUCAUGUUAUGGAAUAAAUAUUGGGGAGUUAUGUAUAAUUAGAUACAAAAGGAAGAUAUUGAAAGUAUAAAUAUUUAUUUAAAUUAUUUAGAGGUGAAGGAAAUCAAAAAACAAAUGAAUAAAACCAUCAUUAACUUUUAAGUGGAUGAGGAGGUUAAGAAAUCUCCAUAUUUGGAUGGGUAAAUAUUUAUUAAUAAUUAAAAGAAAAUUAUAAAUAGUAAUUGUUCAGAAUUAUUACAAAUAAUUAAAAGCUGAAUUUAUUACUAAGUUUAGGUCUGUUUAUAAAAAAGGAAAGUCUGGUGCGCGUGGAGCAUAUAUUGCUGCUUAAGGUUUUGAAGUGAAAGACUUAAAUUUAUUUAAAUGUGUUGAUAAAACUAUACUGAAAGAAUUAAUCUAUAAAUAUAUGCUCGAAAAAAGAAUGAUAUAAAGUGUUUUAUUAAAAAAAUGA
Paramecium pentaurelia is the source of this 1742-nucleotide messenger RNA. The record is from the annotation of a GenBank genome assembly. Lineage: Eukaryota; Ciliophora; Oligohymenophorea; Peniculida; Parameciidae.